AUGAUCAUAUUCACUAAUGCAGUUGGAGCUGAUGCUGAUGAAGAUAGAGUUGAAUUACUCUUGUCAGAGGUUAAGGGUAAAGAUAUCACCGAAUUGAUUGCAUCUGGAAGGGAGAAGUUGGCUUCUGUUCCUUCAGGUGGCAGUGGUGGUGUUGCAGUUGCCGCCACAGGUGGUAGUGGUGCUGCUCCCGCUGCAGCUGAGCUAAAGAAAGAGGAGAAAGUUGUAGAGAAAGAAGAGUCCGAUGAUGUUGAAAGGAAGUCUCUUCCUCAUCCAGAAAGACCAGAUCGUCUUCGAGCAAUUGCUGCCAGCCUGGCAACUGCAGAGAACAGUUAUUUGCUAGGUACAUUAAUCUUUAUGUUUGAUGGAUCAUGGGUCGUGGGUCAUGGGUCAUGGGUCAUGGGUCAGGUGCGUCCUCCAGGUCAUCAUGCUGGAGUGAGACAAGCAAUGGGAUUCUGUCUGCAUAACAAUGCAGCCAUUGCUGCAUCAGCAGCACAAGCUGCAGGAGCAAAAAAAGUCUUGAUUGUUGAUUGGGAUGUACACCAUGGAAAUGGAACUCAAGAAAUAUUUGAGCAGAACAAAACAGUGUUGUAUAUAUCCUUACAUAGACAUGAAGGUGGAAAAUUCUACCCUGGUACAGGCGUUGCCCAUGAGGUGGGGUCCAUGGGUGGAGAAGGGUAUUGUGUAAAUGUUCCAUGGAGUCGUGGAGGAGUUGGGGACCAUAGUCACAGGAUUCGCCAAAGUAGUCACGAUCCACGUUCCAAACGGCUCGAUCCCAAACGGGGUACGAUUGCGUAUCGAUCGCUGACAGAAACGCCCUCCGGUACGUCAUGCUUGCGACCCCACCAAUUCUUUAAAUCGAUACCUGAAACGUGA
This is a messenger RNA of Lactuca saligna, 873 nucleotides long. The record is from the annotation of a GenBank genome assembly. Lineage: Eukaryota; Viridiplantae; Streptophyta; Magnoliopsida; Asterales; Asteraceae.